Messenger RNA from Hibiscus syriacus, 791 nucleotides. RefSeq lists its product as uncharacterized. The transcript is spliced from 3 exons. Lineage: Eukaryota; Viridiplantae; Streptophyta; Magnoliopsida; Malvales; Malvaceae. Bases 292 to 615 code for a protein of 107 amino acids. The record is from RefSeq and is a predicted model, not a curated record.
CCUUAUCUCUUAUUUUAAACCCUAGAGCCUAGCGGCGCUCCCUUCAUCUUUUAACCCUGUGUUGUCGCUCACCGCCAACGCUUCAUCUUCGAUCGUUGGUCUAGUAAGGUCGUCGACCAUUGAGCUAGUUCCCCUUGCACCACCCGACCACUGCCGUCAUCCUUGGGCAGUGGGUAUACGAAACCCCGCGGCUUGUUUUGUUUCCGCCACCAUCGUGGUCUGGUUCGACCAUCUAUGGUCGUUGUGUGACCGGCGUUCGUUUGGGGAAGGCCUAGUUGGCCUAAGUCGUGGAUGAAUGGCCUUGGAAAUUCUUAUCUAGAAACCGAGUUACCGCCUCCUUUGCCAUUACCCGGGAAUUUUGAACCGACUCGUUUAGACCAUGUGUUAUUGAGAUCGGAUCGAAUAUCAAUAUGCGUGUCAUUUUCAUUUCAUGUUGAGACAAAUUUUGAUAGGGGAAGUUCAGUACGUUCACUCGACAAGGUGGAUGUCACUUUUUCGGAUUCAGUUUCCUCUGUCUUUGUGGAGGACCUCACUUAUAUGGUGUGUGGGUUGGAAUUAGUGUGGUUUUGGGAACCCACUCUUCGGGGUGUGACAGGACUAGGGGCGUGUGCAUGAACAUUUGCAUAUCAUUUACAUUGUGAUUAAAAUUGAUGAUUUGGCAUAUAAAUGUUACUGUUUGUUUCGGAUUAUGCUGCGACUUAUGCUUGUUGUACUUUAGAGAUACAUUAAGUCUUGUCACUUACUCCCCCUUAGUUUCUUCUUUUAGAUUACCGAGCUAGGUGAAUUGGUAC